AUGAUGCCGGCUGACUCCGCCCAACCCAGCCACGCGACGUUGCCAGGCGCGGUUGCUAAGGGCGGAGAGAAGGCUGAGCCCCGGCGGAGAAAAAGGGAGACGGCUCGUUUCAAAGCAGCCGGGUAUUUCCAUGUUUACUCAGACAAAGGGUCGUAUCCUUAAAGCCCAGUCUUGCACGUGUGAACGACCACUGUGUUCAAAUGGGAUUUAUUUCUAGGUCAAUGUGCAUAGAAUUCCGACCUUAAUUAGGGAGGACUUGCAUUUGUUUACUGACAGGUAUGCCCCAUUGGGCUCAGUGGGGCUUUACUCCCAGGUAAAGGUAUAUGGGAUCGCCACCCUCCCUGGUGGUAAUGAGUUUUCUGGAGUACAACAGGCAUGUGUCCUGUACAAAAGACAUAGAAUUAAGAAAAUUCUGAGACCAGGACUUUGUUUCUAGUAGCAGAACUGAGUGACACUCCCAGCUCAUUCCACACAAAAAAAUCCCCAAGCUUUCUUCAUUUCUGCAGUAGAAUUUAGUGUGUGCAUAUCAUUUGUUGUUGCAAUUGUUAAAUGAUUGGUAAUCAGAAUCCUCAUCAAUCUGCAAAUCACCCACAGAACUGCCAGUAAACCAUAGCUGUCAACAUUUCUCUUUUUUUAAGGGAAAUUCCCUUAUUCCAAAUAGGAUUCCUCGCAAGAAAAGGAAAAAGUUGACAGCUAUGCAGUAGACCCAGACCUAUCCUUAGCUCCACACACACACACACACACCCCCCAAUCUGGAAGUUACUCAGUAGUAUGGUAGUAUGUUGGGGAUAUUUAUUAAUUAUUUUAUUUCAGAUAUUUAUGUACUGUUUUUCAGGUAGACCUCACAUAGCAGUUCCCAAAAGAACAUUACAACAGUCGGCUUUUUUUAAAAAAAAACGGUUAUAGUAAAAGAAAAAGAUAACUUAGUUCUGAGUAAACAAGUACAGAAUUAUGCUGUUUAAACCCCUGGUUCACCAAGUUGAACUACUUAACAUUAAAAAAAACCCAACCCAAACUUUUACAUAAAGAGAAGUUACUGUACUCCAUAAAUCUUUAUUUUCCAAGUAUUCAGAAGAAUAACAACAUACUUACAUAGCUAUGUACAAGCAACAGUCCAUUUCAAAUUGAUGAGAGGCUAUCCAAACAUUUUAGAAAGACGGAACAUGUUAAAAGAUGUUUUGUUUUGGUUGAAACUUAAUCUGAAAGGUUUUUUCCCCCCAAUUACGAAAGAGCAACACAUUAAUCAGCAUUUCAUCGACCACACAUUUAUUUCAUAAAAUUUAUACACCAGUUGAUUGUAUAAAAAAAACCUCAAAGUGGUUUACAAAAAGGAGAUAUGAAGCACAUGCUGAUCAAGCUACAAAAACCAAAGGAGAGAAAAAUCUGGAAGCUAAUGCUAGUAAGAUGCAAUGAGCCUCUGUUCUUCCUCGCCACCUUAGCUGGUUUUGAGCAAUGCUUUUGUUAUUCCAGGAGGCUCAAUUUCCUGCAUUAAUAAUAAACUUUUAUAAGACAAACUAUGUGGAACACAUUCAGUAGUACUGGGUAGCAGUACACUAAUAGAAGUAGUCCUCUUGCUGCUGCUAUAACUGUUUUCAUUAAAUUUUUAAAUGCGCUACAUGCUCUGUGCACUAUGCUAACGUAAAAAAAUCUACUUAGAGCACAGUUAACAUGCUAUUUCCUCAAGACUGCAAAAUGGGUGGAAGAUUUUCUUUUCCUGUUCACUGUCAUUAAUUAUAUACUGAGUGAAAAACACUUAGGGGUUUUUUCAGUCUGCUCUCUCAGGCCUUGUAGUAUUUCCUUGUGCGUCUGCUAGCUUUUUUCCUUUCAUACAUUGCCACUGAUUUUCAUGUAACAUAUUCUCUUUAGAGUUACCAGAGACUAAAUUCAUUCAAAGUAUAACACUGUACACUGCAAAGUAAUAUUAGAAAGGUGUGUGUUUGAUGAAGCAACUGGCAGUAUCAGAUUCCAUGGACCAACAGUAGCACCUAGUGGCGGAACAGACUUAAAUUCAUUUCCUUUUUCUCUGUUCGCCUUUAACCUGAUAUGACUGGCAGUUUUUCUCUGUAUCCUCUGGGGAUUAGCAGCUUGUCCAGCCCCCUGCCCUGUUCUGUUUUCUGCUAAAAUGGAAGCUGAAAUCUGAAACUGCACUUUCCCCUUGGUUAUACACCACCAUUGCAUUCUCUAGUGUGGUUGUGUGCAGGAUGCAGAAUCUGUUGCCUGCCCAGCCUAGUCUGGGUGGCCUGCACAUGCCCCAGACUGUUGCAUCUAAACUCUCCCAGUACAUAUACUUUCUCUCUUUUUAUUUUAAAAGGAGUGAGUCGGCUGCCUGGUGACGGGCGGUGCAUUUGACAUCCUGAUACAGCUCCCCUGCGGGAACUUGAUACGUCCUGAGAAAUAACAGUUUUGUAAAGUUCAGCUCCAGUCGUCAUUUGCUUCUGGGGCAGCUCGUUCAUCUACCAGGCUCCCUUGACACUCUCACAUUUGUGAUUUUGGGGAGUGGGGGAGGUCGGGACAGGGGAUAACAGAGAUGGUGGGACAGGAGGACCUCCUAUUGCAGCUCAUCUUUCAGUUGCUGCAAAAGGAAAAAGUCGUCCUCACCAGCAUCUAUCAUCAUUAAGGUUGUCAUAGGUAGCUCUGGUUAAAACCCUUCCUUGUCCAGCUGCACCCAUCCCCAAGUGCUUUCCAGGCAGCUGUUAGACUUUUAAAAAAAGCAAUUUGGCACCCAUGGAAGCUUUUUCUUUUUUCUUUCUUUCUUUAUAGCAUUUGCACUCCAGUCUUCUGCCAAAAAGGCUCCCCAGAGUGGCUUACAUACACUCAGUUGAAAGAAGACAGCACCCAUCAACCUCUUGGGGGCCCUUAGCCAAUCAUGGCUGAAUGGGAAACAUUUGAUAGGGAAGGAGAGAGGUUGAGAAAGGUUAAUUUUGACAGCUGAACUGCCUGGCUAGGGAAGUAACUAGAGAGCGCUUUCACCUGUGACAAACAGCUUCCAUGACUUUUUGCAUUGUUUUGCAACACACACACACACACACACACACACACACCUGCAAAAGUGGCCUGACCAGAAAGGGCAGGGAAAUAUCCUCAUGAAAACCAUUGCUUGCUUCCAGCCCCAGACCUCUGUUAGGGCUCCCUUAGACCACAGGCGAAGAGCCACAGGGACAGCAGCAAAUAAAGGAACUACAGCUAAAUCAGCCUGGGCUCUAUAAGCCAAGUCAGAAUUUUAUGCUCUUGACCGAUUGCCAGGAUUAUAGGCACUGAAGGAUGCAAAGCAGCAAGAAGCGGGGGAAAGAAGGAAAAUAUUGGUGAGUCGGGUUUUUUAUCAUCCUCUGGUCCAUACACAAGGGGAGGACUGAAGCUUCAUAGUAAAGCACUUGACUUGCUUGCAGAAGGUUCCAGGUUCAGUCCCCAACGGUAUCUCCAGUUAAAAGACCCAAGUUCCAGGAGAGCAGAAAGACGACUGCUGUCUCUGCCCCAGGCGCUGGGUAUUGUCAGUCGGAACAGACAAUAUGGGGCUGGAUGGACAAAUUGUAUGGUGUGAUGUGUGGCAGCUUCCCGUGUUUUUAAGAGUGUCCAUAUGUCCACACACACCCCGGGGCUACACUGCAAGUGCAGCCACCUGCUACGAUGUGUGUGCUGCGAAGGCAAAAGCAUCAAUGCAGGAUGCUAUACCACCACGGCUCACAAAGAUAAUGGAAAUCCCUUACGGACUUAAAAUUGAAAAUCCACGACACAAAAGGAAAAGGGAAAAGGCAGUGGCGUAGCGUGGGGGGUGCAGGGGGGGCCGGCCGCACCGGGCGCAACAUCUGGGGGGGGGGCGCUCGCACUCGCAGCUCUCUGCCCCUACCUGGCUCACUCACUCUCUCUCACUGCAGUGCUGGCUGUGCGAAUCCGAGCCCCUGGGUCGCCGCCCACUGUGGAGGGGGUGGGUGCCAGGCGUGCGGUGCGGAGAGAGAGCGAGGGACUAUCUGGGGGAGGGACAGUGCAGCGGCCGCCCAGCGCAGCGCUGAGCGCGGGAGAGAACCACACCAGACCAGACCAGGCAGCAGCAAGAAGAAGCUGGCAGCGGCGGCAGGUUAGGGGUUAGGGGGCGCAAAUUACUUGCCUUGCCCCGGGUUAGGGGGCGCAAAUUACUUGCCUUGCCCCGGGUUAGGGGGCGCAAAUUACUUGCCUUGCCCCGGGUGCUGACAACCCACGCUACGCCGCUGGGAAAAGGAGGGCAGAGGGAAAUGGCAAAUUCAGGCACAAUAUCUCUCUUGCAAGAGGAUACCUCUCCACCCACCCUGAGCUGAUAGACCUGCUGCCCCCCCCCCCCCCCGUUUUCUUAACAUGUGAACACUUAAAGACCAUACCCUCCAACAUCUUGAGUAUCAAAAUUGGCAAGUCAUGUGACCUGUGUGAGAUCACAGAGCCUGAAAUACAUUUUUUUUCCAGGGCCAUAUUUUGGGGCGCCACCUGAGGUUGUGGUCCCCAAAAAUGUGCUAUUUUCCAUAGUAAAAGUGCUUUUUUCUGCAUAAGAACUCAGUGUGAAAUCAUGCAAGAUCACGGCACCCCCAAAUGGUUGCCAUGCUCUUGCACAAGAAAAUGGAAUGCCCCAUUUUCCCCCAGGACGCUUGCAGGGUAUGGAAGAUUGA
Messenger RNA from Podarcis lilfordi (Lilford's wall lizard), 4631 nucleotides. Lineage: Eukaryota; Metazoa; Chordata; Lepidosauria; Squamata; Lacertidae. The record is from the annotation of a GenBank genome assembly.